UGCAAGGUGAGCAUCGGCUCCAGCCCCGCUCCAGAAAACUCCACAAUAAAAAGAGAAGAAGAGAAAACCUCACUCAGAAGGGAUGUGGAGAAGCGAGCCCUGGAGGCGGGGGCUGCAGGCAGGGCUCCCCACGGCCGCCCGCCCUGGCACACACGUAACCCAAAACUGUGCUGCUCCGCGACAGCCGGCGGCACACGGAGGCAGAGACAACAGCUGGCUGUCAGUGCUGAGCGAGCAGAGCCAGCGCCGAGCCGGGAUGAGGGGAGGGAUGACGUGAAAGUUUCAGAAGGCAGAAGGAAAACAAGAGGAGGAGAGCUCGUGGCACGGCUGGGAGCCAAGAGCAGAAAACACAAAUCACUUCACCUCUGCCCCUGCUGCCAUCUCUUGGAAUGGAAGCAAAACUGGAAACUUGCUGAUACAAUCUCACAGUGCUGCGUGAAGGGGAAAGGAACCACUUCUGGAGCAGCUCACUUGGGGUACGGCAAUGAUCCAGAAUGAGCUAUUUAGCUCUAGACCCAAUCGUGACCUGCCAGCACAAAGGCUGGAGAGGUUGAGCCAGAAUGUCUUCUGAAGCCUUUCUGAAGGAAAUGCAAACCAUUGGUGAGAAACUUCUCCUUAAGCUCCAAAAACUGCCCAAGGCUGACCCUGUGGAGAUCGUGUCCUUCUGUGUGGUGCUCCUGUUUAUUGUAACUGUUCUCGUGCUGAUGAUCAUUGCUUGCAGCUGCUGCUGUUACAGCUGCUGUAGCUGCAAUGAGGGUCCUGACCACAGACGUAGGAAGGCCCAAAUCCGCCCGACUGCCCAUCCAUGAAGUGCAUCAAGAGGUGACAUAACCCAUCAUCAAGGACACGCAUGGACAUUGUGAUUCAGCCCCAUGGGAAUGACUCUCUGCACUAAUGCACUGGAAAUGGCAAUAACAAUAUUAAUGAUUAUGACUCAGAGGACCAGAAAUCACAGCAUGAAAUACAUCCUUUCUGUGACAGCUACGGCUGGGCUCCACGAUGUGAGCAGAAAGGUAACACAACUUUACCAUAACUGUCUCCAUGUUUGGGGUGGGCUGGGAGUGCAUAGACACCAGCUUCUGACAAAACAGACACACUUACCCAAUAACAGUCCUGCAGCUGGGCUAGCCAAGGGUUCCAUUUGUGAGCAUCAAGCCACACACCAAAGCAGAGAAUAUGAGAGUUGCCAUGUGGAUAGGGGGCACCUACUCUCUUCACAAGUGGCUAAUCCAGAAGGAUGAUGCUGGGUGCUAGCAAAACCACUGACAUCGCUGGGAUGUUGACAUGCUCAGUACAUCUUGGAUCAAGCCCAAACCUGCUCUCUCAAAAGCCAUGUGCAAUAGACACCUUUAGCUGAGAUGACUGCUGAAAACAACAGAUUGUCGACCUGAUGUAAAUAUGCCACCUGAGACUCGAUGUACAGCUCCCUGACUACAAAUACUCCCUGCCCUCUUUUGUGUCACAGCCAUGUGAAACUGUCAAAAAGAAAAAAUCAGAUCACGUGCAAUUCUCUUUGUAAAGAGAAAGAUAAAGGCAUUCAAGAAAAAUUCACUGAUGUUACAGUUUAAUUUGAUAAACAUGCUGCUUCCCAACUUCCAUGUGCUAGUUAGAUCUUUCGUGAAUUCUGCCCUUCUGCAUAUUGCAGGUGAGUGGUCCUUAUAGCAUGGGAGUUACAGGAGACAAACAAACCCUCAUCCUUACUUGAGGGACCUGUGUGCCUGACUCUGUGCACCAUGUGCAGCUUAUUUCAGUGGACAUAAACAAUGUGCCAAAGGUAUGUUCAUUAGCAUUCACAAAGGCAUUUCAAAGGAGUGACACGCAGUGUGGUAAUUGUCACUUCAGGAUACACAUGCAGCAGCUGACAGCUGGCAUUGUGACAAAGCACAGCCAAGAAUGGCCUGUACAGCUGAAGUUACCAAGUGAAAAUAAAUCCCUAUUCCAUGUUGCAGCCACUGUGUAUGUUUGGUUUACACUGCGGUGAACGUUAAGGAAUUUCUCUAAGUGCAAAGCUAUGGUGCAGACAAGGACUUUCGUAACUUCAAAUGGAAGAUCAUCAUAUUGCAUCCAACUCUGCAAGCCAGUGGGCUUUCUUUCAGCCCAAAAUGUGAGAAAAGUCACUUUACAAGAAGGUAUGAAAAGAUGAGUACUCAUAGAUAAGUCAUCUUCUACCCCUUGUAUUCCACAUUCUAAGUGCAGAGGAGUCAAGGGGAUUACACAUAUGUAUACCACAACCAAGAGAGAAAGGAAUCAAGUUUUUAACAGUGGGAUUUUAAGUAUUUUCAUGCUUCAGAAGGGACAACAAAACAGAAACUUUGUAAAGAGACCUCUUCUGUCUGAUGCCUGUGCCCAAAUUACUAGAAUGCUCAUUACAUCUGCAGCUUCUCAUGAACUUAAUGCACUUUAAAAGAAAAAUAACCUAGAUGUAGGUAUUUUGUAUUUUUUCCACUUGCAUAUUGGAAUAAAUCCACCCCCAACAACACAGAGAACAGUCUAAAAUUUAUGACAAAGUUCCUCAAACUACCACUGUUACUUGAAAAUUAAUUAAAAACAAAACAAAAACAGCAUUUAAAAUUAACUAAAGCCAACAACCUUCCAGGAUAAGGUGGGGACAUUCCCUAGAAAUUAAACCUCUGAGCCCCAACUUGAUCACUGCAAUCAAAUGAGGACUGUACCAGUAUAAGCUGCUACAUGCACAACCACAUUAAGGCCAACAAAUUGCGGCCUUUAUUAUGCUAUCCCAGAGCUUCCACUUACAACAAAUAUGCUAGGGUAGGGUAAGCUCAAGCACGGCAUCAAUUUACUGCGAUCAACAUGCCAAGGUGCUUCUCAUUAACCUGUCAGAUGUUUUUGCUCAUUUAUUUACAAACAAGUGACAACCAAGGUGACACAGAAGUCUCAGAACCUCUCUUCUGCAGGAGACAGCCUCAACAGACAUUUCAGUUUCUAAGUUAAAUCACGAGACCUGCGAAAGAACAGAGCUUACUUUCUUUCCUAGCCUGUGCUAGACAGUGCCAGCUACAGCAGUUAACAGAAUCCCAUUGAGAAAUGUUUCAGCAGCAUGGAACCAGGCUGUACUAACAGUUAGGAGGAAGCUCAGCAGGCUGGAAACAUACCAACAGCUCUGACAGGUGGCUGUCAAUGGGAAUGAGCUGCCAGGCAUUAUUGCAAAAGGAAAACCACAGAUACAUUUCCCGGUUGUGUUACAACCUACAUCACUGACAGACACAAGGCAGGGGAUAGGGAAACGGCUCCUUCCCUAUUUCUCCCACUGUAAGUUCAUGAAUUAGAAGCAGAGAAUAGAUACAGUGCUGUUGGGGGGGGAGGGAAGAGAGAGAGAGAAAAAAAAGGGAAAAAAAUUAAGCAACUUUGUAAAGAAUGCAUCUGGCUUCUGGAGAAACCGCCAAGGAGAAAAGGGGCUGUAGGCCAACUUCUGCAAACCUGCCUGCACCUGAUGUGUUUUUUUGUUGUUUGGUUUCAUCCUUUAUUCACAUAAAGGGAUCUGGAAUGCUCUGAGCAUUAGUGAGCAUGGAUCCUCUGUCUCAAAAAGCACAGAGGAAGGCAGACUACUGAAAAACUGUUUCAAAUGCAGCAGUUUGAGUUUGCCUAGAAGAAACUACAAGGGGAAACAGUUACUUCAGUCAUGAUGAUACAUAGCUCCUUUCCCUGAGAAACACAAAGCAGAUCACAGCCUCUUCAGAAGAAGCAGCUGAACCACUUAAUGGAAAGGCUUCUGUUCCAUAAUGUCACCUGUUAGACUCCAAAGAGACUGACUUGGCUCGUGAAAAACAAAUUUCCUUCCACUCAUAUCCUCCUUCUCCUCUCUCACUUCUCUUUAUUACUUUCCCUUUGUUAUUCUUCAGUUAAGAAAGCAACAGGGAGAGUUUAUGUUGCAGCUAACAGCAGUACAAGGUUCUAUGGCUUCAACCAUCUAAUCUGUCAUGAUGAUGUUUGGACUAGAGGACAGAGUUGUUCAGAGUUCACUUUACACAUAGCAGCCUCCUAGCAGGACUUGUAACAGAUACAGUCAAGACCCAAAAAAGAACUUCCUCUUCUCCCCAUUGCAACCUUCCUAAGAUAGAGAACACAAAAACACUCUAAAAAGUCUCAAAUAGGUGCAUGAGUGGAUAAAGGCAUGGAGAGGAAGAAAUUAAUGAUGUGUGAACUGAGUCUUUCUAACUGGGCUCAAAGCCUUUGACUAGAUUAGCCACACCUUUGCAAGAUAGCCAGCUGUUAAUCAUUUACUGCAGUACAAAUAGGUAAUUUGUACUGCAUGCUAAUAGGCAUGCUAAUUCUACAGCUAUCCAGGUGUAGCAAAGGGAUCUUUGCUAGGUUAAGAAGAGGCACCGGAAGAACUGCCUGCUGCAAACUCAACAGCUUCAGCAGGGUGGAAGGCACCAUGUCACCAGUACAAGAGAAAUCCUCAGCUCUGGAAGACCUCAGGAGUCGGAUUGAAACGAGUGACUGGGCUCUUGCAGGGCUAGUGGUGAUUGGCAUCUUCUGCCUUGUUAUUGUUGCUUUCUUAUUAAUUGCAGCCACCUAUGGGUGCUGCUCAUCGCCAAGACACAAACGGACUAGGGCAUGAAUAGUGAAACUGAGGAGCAGUACUUGGAGCUCUGCAUUUAAGCAGGAAUCAGCCCAGCUGCAAUAUGGUGCUCUCAUCUUCUGUCCUCAGGUGGUUAUUUUUCCCCAUACAGCUUUCCCAGCACAUUGUUCUGCAAGUCCAGAGCAAACUCCACAGCAGGCAAUCUGUAUUCAGGAAGCAAAUGAGGACUUUGGCAUUUUGUUAAUUACGUCUCUGCCUGAUUUUUGUCUUUCAAGCAAAACCACAGGAUAGACUUGCAGAGUGGUCAGCAACUACCUGGAAACCAAGAAGAUCUCUUCCACUACUGCAAUGACCUGUUUGUUUCUUCUAUUCUGCAAAUGGGCAUUAGGAAACUGACUACAGCUUUGUCUGAAUCAAUUCUCUAAAAGCAGUUUAAACAGUUGUUCUCCUGUCAUACUCAAACAAAAGCCUAAAUACACUGCAAAAAUUUGCCUGCCAGAAUACAAAUGUCUGCAUGUGUGCUUAUUUUAAAUCUUGCAAGGUCAGAAUUUCAGCUUUACUUUUGCUGUUUGGAUACUGAACAGAAUUGUACUAAUUCAAAGUGUAAAAAAGAAAUGGGAUGUAGUAUUUCUUCAAAGA
Lagopus muta (rock ptarmigan) is the source of this 5182-nucleotide messenger RNA. It is a transcript of the gene SMIM5, whose product is annotated as small integral membrane protein 5. The transcript has 5 exons. The record is from RefSeq and is a predicted model, not a curated record. The coding region runs from base 561 to 809 and encodes 82 amino acids. NCBI's taxonomy places the organism in Eukaryota, Metazoa, Chordata, Aves, Galliformes, Phasianidae.